CGUCCAGCGAUCAGUUGAACCGAUCCUCUCGUGCUCGCCAGCCACCCCGAACCCGUGUCCGUGCGCGCCUCUCGUUCGUCUCCGUGAGUUCUCACGUGGGUUUUAUCAGUGCUGUGUGUGCCAAGGAUUUUUUUGGAUUUCUUACCUGUGCUUCCUGGUUGUCACCUUAACGAGCAGGGAAAGGACAAGUCGACACUCCUGAAUCAGCGUAAUUUAUCCCCUCGUCCGGCCGCUAUGAAAAUAACCGCGCGGGAAUUGUGAGGAAGAGGAGAGACACUAACCGCGCUACAAAACACAGAGUUUUCCACCGACGAAGCAAUCGACAGUCCGUUACACGAUGGCGCCGAAAUCCGAGGUGCAGGGCAUGAAUCAACAGAGCUUGAUCGAGCCUCUCGUCGUGGUGAAAGACAUGAAAAACUCCAAGUACUAUCUGGACCCGCUUUCACUCUUGGGCGAGAGGAGCUUCAAAGAGCCCCAGGAGAUACCCGAUGACGUCACCGGCACCCCGAUCCAAGAGUUCUUCCGCGGAGCCACGGUAUUCUUGACGGGUGGCACCGGGUUCAUGGGCAAAGUUCUCAUCGAGAAAUUGUUGAGAUCGUGCCCCCACGUCAAACACAUUUACCUUCUCAUCAGACCCAAGAAGGGGAAGGCCAUCCACGAAAGGCUUGACGAUAUUUUCUCAGAUAGACUGUUCAAAAGGCUGAAGCACGAGGUUCCGAAAUACUACCACAAAGUAUCAGUGAUUUCCGGGGACUGCUCCCUUCCUGGUCUGGGAAUUAGUCAGCAAGACCGAGACCUGAUCACGGAUGAAGUGGACAUCAUUUUCCACGGUGCGGCCACCGUCCGAUUCAACGAGCCUCUCCGGCAGGCGCUCGCCAUUAACGUCGAGGGCAGUCGCGCCAUUCUGCAGCUAGCCAAACAAGUCAAAAAUCUAAAGUCGAUAGUUCACGUUUCAACUGCGUUUGCAAACUGUCCAAAUCUGGAAAUAGACGAAAAAUUUUACUCUGUGCCAAAUACUUAUGAGGAGGUUCUAGAGAAGGUCAACAAAUGCACCGAUGAAGAAAUUGAAGAAAAAUUGUCAGAAUUUUUAGGACCCUGGCCUAAUUCAUACACGUACACAAAGGCCUUAGCCGAACAUGUAGUUAGAGAGGAAAGCAAAGGAUUACCCAUCGCCAUAUUUAGACCUGCCGUCGUGAUAACGACAUACCGCGAACCAGUUAGAGGAUGGAUCGACAACUUGUACGGUCCGGUGGGUCUGAUAGUGGGUGCAGGAACGGGUGUCUUGCACACAUACCACGCCACCCCCGAGCUGGUCACCGAUAUGGUCCCUGUAGACUUGACUGUCAAUUCUCUCAUUGCUACGGCUUGGCAAACUGGAAAAAUCGCCAAGGAACAGAAGUCGCUUUCAAUCUACAACUAUGUUUCCUCUGCACAAAAUCCGAUCGUAUGGUCAGACUUCAUCAGACUGAACCACAAGAUGGGCAUCCAUUGGCCAACCAUCCGUGCUGUUUGGUACUAUUCAUUCUACCCGUUCAACAAUAAAUUCCUCUUCAUGUUAGCUACUCUCUUCUUCCACACUAUCCCCGGAAUGAUUCUGGAUGCGCUUGCGAAAUUAGCCGGUCAAAAGCCAAUGUUAGGAAAAAUUUACGAUCGAUUAGCGAAAGUCGAGGACACUCUAGAGUACUUCUCAAACAAAGAAUGGACCUUCCAUAACAACAACGUGCAGAAUCUUUGGAAACAGAUGACACCAGAGGACCAGAACAUAUUCUUCUUCGACAUGGCGCAAAUGUCUUGGGAAUAUCACACGGAGGCGCUGUGCCUUGGGAUGAGAGUCUAUUUACUCAAAGACGAUGUAGACACACUGCCGGAGGCUAGAAAGAAAUGGAAUAGGUUAUACGUUGCACAUAACACUUUAAAAGCAGUAGUUGCUGUACUUCUACUACAUGUGCUGUGGACUAUUUCGUCAACGAUUUAUCAUUACGUGCUUUCUUGAGGACUGGAAGCUACAUUUCUCUGUAAUUAUUACCUCUUAUUGAGGUCUCGUCCACCAAACUGAGUGAUCGAUCACUCAUGACGUUCGACCAAAGACGUUUUGAUUCAGCAGACAGGGAGCCUUUGACGUACCUUCGUUUUGACGUCAUCUGCUACAUCAAUACGUCAAAAGCAGCGUUGAGACCCUGAAAGAAGAAAUUAGGCCCGAAAUUAUGCAUGUAGGCCAUGUGAACACUCACACACGAGCUACUACUCCCCUUAAAGGACUUACAAGAUUCUAAAAUUGUUCUAAGGAAUCCGCCUACUUUUAUUCCAAGUCUUUUGUGCCCUGACUGCUUUAUUUAAAUGUCUUCACUUUGAAUUUAUCCCUCCCAAGUCGGUAAUUAGUAAUAGGUGACCUUAAAUUAUUAUUGUAAACUAUAGAGUACCUUUUAGAUCGUAAGAUUUUGUAACUACUUAAUGAAAUGAUAAAAUGUGCCCACAGUUUCUCAGCCAUUUUCCACAGAAUUUAAUAAAUAUACACGCGCACAAUCAAGCCUGACGUAGAACAACUUAAUUGGAAUUUGUAAUAUUUUACAAUUUUUUUUCAUUGUUUUUAAUAAAACUUAUCAUUCUUGGAUGAAGCAGAAACGCCUCUUAAUUCAAUAUUGUGCGCCCUGGCCGUAAAUUUCAGUACUUUACUUGUAUGUGAUCUUUUCAGUAAAUACAAACCUAAUUUUUAUCGUGUAUCUUAGUUAAUUAAACAAAUUAGACUCUAAAAAUAAAUAAAAUGUAUUACUUUGUGUAGAAA
Messenger RNA from Bemisia tabaci, 2782 nucleotides. RefSeq names its product fatty acyl-CoA reductase wat. The record is from RefSeq and is a predicted model, not a curated record. Lineage: Eukaryota; Metazoa; Arthropoda; Insecta; Hemiptera; Aleyrodidae. Gene Ontology annotation, cellular component: peroxisome. Gene Ontology annotation, molecular function: alcohol-forming very long-chain fatty acyl-CoA reductase (NADP+) activity. Gene Ontology annotation, biological process: long-chain fatty-acyl-CoA metabolic process.